Messenger RNA from Cephus cinctus (wheat stem sawfly), 3466 nucleotides. It is a transcript of the gene Dpp10, whose product is annotated as prolyl endopeptidase FAP. Gene Ontology annotation, biological process: proteolysis. The record is from RefSeq and is a predicted model, not a curated record. The transcript has 16 exons. Lineage: Eukaryota; Metazoa; Arthropoda; Insecta; Hymenoptera; Cephidae. Gene Ontology annotation, molecular function: dipeptidyl-peptidase activity; serine-type peptidase activity. Bases 581 to 3226 code for a protein of 881 amino acids.
UCAUCGCAUACGUUUCAUACGGCAACUGGUCGUCGUGCCGUUACAAUUCAUAGUAACGUAAAGAACGUGUACAUCUAUAAAUAUAUCUAGAUCGGUAGCAUCAUAAAAACGUUGAUAUCGUUAGAGAGCAAUACAUAUAUACGAUCACUCAGAAAUUCCGGCCAGUGGCGAUAUAUAUAUUUUUAUUGUUUCUCUGGACCUACCCUCUGCGCAACUUCCGCAUCGCGCAGCCUCCAUGAUCGCAGCAUCACUGGGGAUCUUCGCUCAGUAGCAAAAAUCCGUAAAGCGCAACCACAUCGGUACUCACCAAAGGGUCUCAAGGGUGGGCGUGAGAGAGAGAGAGAGGGUGUGUGAGAGAAAGAGAGCGAGAACGAGAGAGAAAGAAAGGGUGAGAUAUAGGAAGAAAGUGAGUGAAAGAGAGAGAGAUAGAUAGAUAGAUAGAUAGAUAGAUAGAGAGAGAGAGAGAGAGAGAGAGAGAGAGAGAGAGAGAGAGAGAGAGAGAAUUAGCAAGGUGCUAAGAGUUAUUCGUUUAUCGUGAAAAUCUUAAAAGGAUACUGGGUGCUCCUCGUUAUAGACAUCGAUGGCAGAUCACGAUAACAAUUACGACGACGAGGAGCUGGUAUCAACCAAUCCAAAUCAAAGAAACUGGCGUGGCAUCCUAAUCGCCUUGCUCGUCAUCAUCGCAGUGCUUGCUCUCAUUGUUACAUCAGUGGCUUUGCUCACACCUCCUGAUGAAGGUCCUCGUGUGAGAGGCACCCGUUUACGGCUAUUCGAUGUUCUAUCCGGAGAACUAACUCCCCUGCUGUUUAAUGGUACUUGGGUGAACAAUCGACAUAUAUGUUACCGCGAUGCCUGGGGUGGUAUUUCUCUACUGGACGCUUCUGAUCUCAACAUCACUUCUCACAGCUUGAUGCCUAACGAGACCUUCAGAAGAUUGAAUCCUGCUAAAUUCUCCCUGUCGCCGGAUCAUAGAUACUUACUUCUUGCACAAAAUGUUAAGAAGCUAUUUCGGUACUCAUACUUGGCACAGUAUGUCAUUUACGACGUGAAUACACGUGAAACUAUAAGAUUGUCUCCAUAUCCUGAAAGGAAUGCUCAUCCAUAUUUAUUGCUGGCACAAUGGACCCCUCAAGGUCAUGGAUUGGUAAUGAUUCACGAUUAUGAUAUCUAUUACAAACCAGGUCCCUUGAGCAAUACAGGGUAUCGUGUAACCGAUACGGCUAUACCUGGAAUUCUGUCGAAUGGUUUACCUGAUUGGCUGUACGAAGAAGAGAUUCUACGUACUGACCAGGCAUUGUGGAUGUCAAAGGAUGGACAUAUGAUGCUGUAUGCUUCGUUUAAUGAUUCCUUCGUGUCGGAAAUGCAUAUAUCUUGGUUCGGGGAAGAGAGUAAAUCCUUAUAUCCCGAUAUUCGAUCCCUGAGAUAUCCAAAGCCCGGAACGCCAAAUCCUUUGGUACAACUAUACGUUGCAGAUCUUGCCGAUCCAAAGAAUAUUCAUACGAAGGUAGUGAAACCGCCACCCGUCAUCGAGCUUGAAGAGCAUUACUUUACAACGGCAGCUUGGAUCUCAUUGACAGAAGUUUGCAUAACAUGGCUUACACGUCCACAAAAUCUUUCAGUAGUAACUGUCUGUAAAAGUCCUACGUGGCACUGUCAGGAGAUUCAACGAAUUCUCGGUGAGGGUCGCGGCUGGGUCGAUACUCCACCAGAGUCACCCUUGUUCUCUUCGAAUGGUAGCAGUUACAUAGCUAUAAUCCCAGUACGAGAUGGACCAUCCGGUUAUUACAAGCACAUAGUACGCGUAAAUGUUCUAGAAAAGCAAGUAGUACCUUUAACCCAUGGAAGAUUUGAAGUAUCUCGUAUACUUGCAUGGGACCAGGUGAACAACACCAUCUAUUUUAUUGGUAUUCCUCAACUGCAUCCUGGACAGCGACAUCUUUAUCGUGUCAGCUCUCUAUUACCUCAUGUCGGAUCUCCUUUACACGCACCAGUUUGCCUGACCUGUACAAGCUCUUCGAAGAUUGAGAGUCACUACGUCCUCGCCGAUGGUCAGAACAAGGUGCACGCAUCCGGAAGUCGUUAUAACAGUUGGACAGACAGAAGCGAUUGGAGCGAUCAGUAUGAAGCUCAGGUGGAGACUGUGGAACAAAGAAACGUGAAGAUUGGACCUAGUAGAAAAGAGAAUACAAAGAUGAAACCUACAUCAAAUUUGAUGGAACCUUGCCAGUAUCACAGUGCUGUAUUCUCGCCUGGUUUGGAAUACUUUGUAUUGGAAUGCUUGGGUCCAGGUAUACCUACUGUGUCGUUGUACAAAACGGAAAUGCCUGAACCACGUUUCAUUGCUUUGCUUCAGAACAACACGUUACUUCGUGAAAGGAUAUCGAAGCUGGCACUUCCGCAGAUUAAAACAUUUCCAGUUCAGAUAAGUGGUGGUUAUAAUGCACAGGUCAGAUUGUAUCUUCCACCUGGGUUACGAGAGGACGAAAUCACACGUUAUCCCAUGGUAGUUCAAGUGUAUGGAGCGCCUGGUUCUCAAUUGGUUACCGAGAUGUUUAAAAUCGACUGGAAUACUUAUCUUGCCAGUAGAAAAGGCGUGAUAGUUGCUCAGAUUGAUGGUAGAGGAAGCGGAGGCCAGGGUUAUAAACUACUUCAUGAAGUUUACUACAGACUUGGUUCUGUCGAAGUGGCUGAUCAGCUGGAAGUUACAGAAUAUUUGCGGGAUUCUCUUCAUUUCGUGGACAAGAGACGCGUGGCUGUAUGGGGAUGGAGCUAUGGUGGAUUCGUAGCAGCUCUUGUACUAGCACAUCCUAAACAGGAUGUCUUUCAAUGUGGAAUAAGCGUGGCGCCGGUGGUGUCUUGGAAGUUAUAUGAUUCUGCUUACGCGGAGAGAUACAUGGGGUCGCCAAACGUGACAUCAAAUUACAAAGGAUACGCCGAGUCUGACGUAUAUAUCAAAGUGGAAAAUUUACGCAAUAAAAUGUUUUAUUUGGUUCAUGGAACGGCGGAUGACGACGCUCAAUUCCAGCAGUCUAUGGCGCUCGCACGACAUCUCGCCAAAAAAGGAAUUCUUUUCAGACAACAGGUGUAUCCGGACGUAAGUCACAGCUUGGCAAGUGUAAAGGGACAUCUGUAUCUGUCGAUGGCGCAGUUCCUGGACGACUGUUUUCAGAAGCAAGUACCUGUCGACACAAAGGCUGGUCUUGGUAGCGGUGGCCAUUGGAUGUAAGGAGUGUCACGUGAUAUUUCAAUAUGAAAGAAAUUUAAAAGUAAAAAACCAAUAUAAAAUAUUAGUCUGGUGAAAAAAAAGUGUACAUGGCAAAAUGCAAUCUGAAAUAUCUCCAAAUUGUGUUCUGUUUAAUAGAAUAUUUACAAAAAAAAAAAAAUAUCAGCUCUUAUUGUAUUUUCCCAGACGAUAUCUUUAAUCGUAUAAAUUAAAGGACAAAGAGGACAAUUGAGCACAGUGAAA